AUGCAUCCGGGGAAUCUAUGGGGCGGUAACCUCGACGCUGUAGAUAGCGAUCGAGCCGCGGCUGAGGAGGAAGAGCGGCGGAGGAAUAUGAUGGAAUGGGACAGAGGAGCUCUCCAUUCGCAGCAGCUAACCGCGGAAAACCAGAGGAACCAAUUGGACGAAACGCAACAAAGCUGGUUACUUGCACCACAAGAUAGCUGGAAGAAGAAGAGAAAGAAGUAUGUAAACCUAGGUUGCGUAUCCGUGGGCCGCACGGUUUGUAUGUGGACCGUUGGAUCUAUCGUCGUCUUGUUCCUUGUCGUUGCUCUUCCGAUCAUCAUCGUCAAGACUUUGCCUCGACAUAAGUCUACCCCUCCUCCUUCCGAUAAUUACACCCUUGCCCUUCACAAAGCUCUUCAGUUUUUCGAUGCCCAGAAAUCGGGUAAAUUGCCAAAGAAGAAUCGGGUUUCAUGGAGGGGAGAUUCAGGGCUAAAGGAUGGGCUACCGGAUGUGCCCGGAGGAUUGGUCGGAGGGUAUUACGACGGAGGAAGCAACAUUAAGUUUCAUUUUCCGAUGGCAUUCUCCAUGACAAUGCUUAGUUGGAGUCUCAUUGAGUAUAACCACAAACUCAAAGCCAUCAAUGAGUAUGAUCACAUGAGAGAUGUUCUCAAAUGGGGAACUGAUUAUCUUCUUCUCACUUUCAACAAUUCUGCUACUCGCCUUGAUCAUAUCUACACUCAGGUUGGUGGAGGGCUUAGAGACUCAGAAUCACCAGAUGAUAUUUACUGUUGGCAAAGACCAGAAGACAUGUCAUACGACCGUCCUGUCAUUUCCUCAACUUCCGCCACUGACCUCGGCGCAGAAGUCGCUGCUGCCUUAGCUGCAGCCUCAAUCGUCUUCACCGACAGACCAACCUACGCCAAAAAACUCAAAAAAGGCGCAGAGACACUAUGGCCUUUCUUUAGAAACAAGAACAGACGCAACCGCUACUCAAACGGACAGCCAACUACUCAAGCUUUCUACAACUCAACCAGUAUGUUCGACGAGCUCAUGUGGGCUGGCGCGUGGCUUUACUACGCCACUGGAAACAAGACUUAUAUACAACUCGCCACACACCCAAGUGUGCCUCAAACGGCUAAAGCUUUUGCUAAUCGACCGGAACUGAUGGUACCGAGCUGGAAUAACAAAUUACCUGGUGCUAUGUUGUUGAUGACGCGGUAUAGAUUGUUCUUGAAUCCUGGUUUUCCUUACGAGAACAUGCUUAAUAGGUACCACAACGCUACUGGUGUCACCAUGUGUGCUUAUCUCAAGCAGUACAAUGUGUUUAACCGGACUUCAGGAGGGCUUAUACAAUUAAACAUGGGGAAACCAAGACCACUUGAAUAUGUGGCUCAUGCUUCUUUCUUAGCUUCUUUGUUUGCGGAUUAUUUGAAUUCAACUGGAGUUCCUGGAUGGUACUGUGGCCCUACCUUUGUCUCCAAUCAUGUUCUUAAGGAUUUUGCUAAAUCGCAGAUUGAUUAUAUUCUUGGAGACAACCCUUUGAAAAUGAGCUACGUGGUUGGGUUCGGCAAGAAGUUUCCAAGACACGUUCAUCACCGAGGAGCCACGAUUCCAAACGACAAAAAGAGAAGGAGCUGUAGAGAAGGAUUGAAGUAUAGAGACACAAAGAAUCCAAACCCAAACAACAUCACUGGAGCUAUGGUUGGAGGACCAAACAAAUUCGAUAAGUUCCAUGACAUACGAAACAAUUACAACGCGAGCGAGCCUACUCUGUCCGGGAACGCAGGUCUCGUUGCUGCUCUUAUUUCCUUAACCAGCAGUGGUGGCUACCAAAUCGAUAAGAACACGAUGUUCAAUGGUGUUCCUCCUCUCUAUCCUCCUGCUCCACCACCACCUAAAGCUUGGAGGCCUUAAGAAAUGUUUCAUUUACGUGACCGAGUUUAAUUUAUACAUUUAUAAUAC
Messenger RNA from Eutrema salsugineum, 1941 nucleotides. RefSeq names its product endoglucanase 7. The coding region runs from base 1 to 1893 and encodes 630 amino acids. The record is from RefSeq and is a predicted model, not a curated record. Lineage: Eukaryota; Viridiplantae; Streptophyta; Magnoliopsida; Brassicales; Brassicaceae. Gene Ontology annotation, biological process: carbohydrate metabolic process. Gene Ontology annotation, molecular function: hydrolase activity, hydrolyzing O-glycosyl compounds. The transcript is spliced from 5 exons.